AAAUGGACAAGAAGAAGGGAAAGCUCAAGGAAAGUACAAAUAUUAGCCAAAACCCCUUCCCAUUGAAGAAACCAUUUCAUCAAAGAAUGAAUGACUUUGAAAAGAAGGCAAUAGAGAUGGAGAAGGAGAGAGGCAGAAUUCCUGCGCCUUCCAUACCUAAGGACGGCCAGAUUAAUACCAAAGUCAAGGAUUAUAACUUCAACCAAUACCUUCCGGAGUUUGAUAGCUAUACGCCUGAACAUGAUAAAAAGGAAAUUCAAAGAAUAGAAAAUUUGUUAGGAAAACAACAGAAGAAAGGAUAUUCUUUCCCAACAGAGAGUAUUGAAGACCCUGAACUAGAGUUUGGUGAUCAUCCUUUAAUCUCUCAGAAUGAGAACAAUGUCUAUAAGCCUCAACUUUUUAAAGAGAUGGCUAAUCUUCCAGGAAAGAAGAGAAUUUCUACAAAGCUUCUGUCUUGGAACACUACCACUAAAGCAGGGCCUAAUGGUAUGAAGAUCCCCAUUAAGCUAGUUCAGGUUCAUGAAGAGGAGAAUCUGAAGAGGAUCUCCGAGCCAAAGCUCAAAGAUUACUUAACAAUUGAUGAUAUCAAAAUCAGAGCUAGUAUACUGGCUUAUGCAAAGUACUCUCAUCAAAUAGAGGCAGCUAGAGCAGCCAAAAUCAAGAAGACUUGCUUGUGGAUCCUUGCUAUUGCAAAAUGAAAGGUAUUUAUCAAGAAACUUAAACUAGCUGUUAAGAAGUCUAGAAUGAAGAAGGACUUACCAAAAUAAGGCCUUUUUUAUAAAAUCUCAAUUUUGCACAAG
Moneuplotes crassus is the source of this 800-nucleotide messenger RNA. Lineage: Eukaryota; Ciliophora; Spirotrichea; Euplotida; Euplotidae. The record is from the annotation of a GenBank genome assembly.